AUGGAGUUUCCAUUCUUGCGAGCAUUUAUUGCCCUCUUUUUAUAUCGCUACUUCCGCCUUGUUGUGAAUCUCUUUUCUUUCUGGACGUUCAAACCAAUUCCUCCGCCAGAAAAUCCGAAGUUAACUGCCCAAGAUGUAACGGUUAUUUUACCAACGUUAGAGGGGUGUGGUGAUGAACUCGUGGAAACCAUAAGAACGAUUCUCGACACCCAGCCUUAUGAACUUCUUCUGGUCACCAUUGAAGCGAAUCGACAAAAGGCCGAGAAUAUGCUGAGCUUGAUGCCCGCUUCGAAGUCAAGAAUCCGCUUGUUCACCGUUACCCACCCCAACAAGCGCCGACAAAUGACUAGAGCGAUCCCGGAAGUCCGAACUACUAUCACGGUAUUCGCAGAUGAUGACGUGAGCUGGCCACGCACAGUCCUCCCUUGGAUGCUAGCACCUUUUGAGAAGGAUGAGCGAUUCGGUGGUGUGGUAACUUGCCAACGUCUACGACGGGCUGUUUCGCCAUCAUUUUCUCAACGCAUAUGGGGAUUUCUGGGCGCUCUUUACUUGGAACGAAGAAACUUCGAUUGCGCGGCAACAACGCAUAUUGACGGUGGGCUUCCCUGCAUGUCCGGCCGGACAGUCGCAUACAGAACAGAUAUCCUUCAGAAUGAAGGCUUCACGUAUGGAUUCACGAACGAGGAAUGGUGGUUCGGGAAGUACCAAUUGAACGCAGACGACGACAAUUUCAUUACCCGCUGGAUGGUGUCACAUGGCUGGGAGACUUUCAUGCAAUAUCAUCCUGAAGCGGAGGUCCUGACAACUCUGGAAGACAACCCCAAGUUUCUCAAACAGUGCGCGCGCUGGUCCCGAAGCAACUGGAGGAGCAACCUUACAAGCAUGUUCCAUGAAAAACACAUCUGGUAUGCACACCGGGACGGAUGUCUAUGUCCUGUUAUGAAUUGGCCUUUCAUUCACGGACCCUACUCGCUUCCUGCAUCAUUAGUCAAUGAUGCCGUUGAAUGCAAAAUUUCCCUUCAUUCUGAUUAUAAUUUCCCGGAUACUACGACAGACUUAAGGAACUGGUCUUGGAAGGCUGGAUCGUUCUUAGUCUUGGUAACCGACUGUGGAAAAUUUUUGUUUGGCCACUUACUGCAAAUUCGCCAGCCUUGGAGCGCAUACGCUGUCCACUUGACGACGCUUUCGCCGCCAGCUCUCCUCGGCGAUUUAUUGCUCCUUAUACUUUGUCACAAGGCUACGGUUUCUUGGGACAAUGAUACGCACGCGCUAGCUAUGCAAGCUCUCGGACUGUGGAUGUUUAUAAGCAAGUUCAUCAAACUUCUCGGACAUUACAUCCGUUACCCGGUUGAUGUUAUCCUUUUGCCGGUGUCCAUUCUCUUCGGCUAUUUUCACGGGGCUAUUAAAAUAUACGCCGUGCUAACUCUGAACGUGACCACAUGGGGUAGCAGAGACGGUGCCGAUGAUUAUGACGCGGAGCGGAUGAAGAAGCGAACGGACACGGAUCGCGUGCUUGCCCUGCUGGUUACUGAAGCUCGCCUAUGA
Aspergillus welwitschiae is the source of this 1545-nucleotide messenger RNA. RefSeq names its product glycosyltransferase family 2 protein. The transcript has 6 exons. The coding region runs from base 1 to 1545 and encodes 514 amino acids. The record is from RefSeq and is a predicted model, not a curated record. Lineage: Eukaryota; Fungi; Ascomycota; Eurotiomycetes; Eurotiales; Aspergillaceae.